UUCCCCUUCUAGGCAAAACCUUUGUUUUCCUGUGGUAUUUCUUUACCCAUCUCUUUCUCUCAGCUAUUUAUAUCAUUGGCUACUGAAGCAGGAAAGCCAUGGUUUUUCCUGUGGUAUUUUUGAAGCUAGCGGACUGGGUCUUGUACCAGCUGCUGGCUAACUCAUGUUAUAGAGCCGCCAGGAAGGUGAGAAACUAUGGGUUCUUUCUAAGGAACCAAAUUCCUAGGUCGUCAUCACAGCAGCAAGCUACUUCUUUGUUCCCUAGUGCUUCCCACUGUGAUGUAGGCAAUAAUAUUAGAAGCUCUCAAACACUGGUUUGUGAUAUUCAUGGAGUCUUAUUAAGAGCAAAAACCUUUUUCCCUUACUUCAUGCUACUUUCUUUUGAAGCUGGAGGCAUUUUGAGAGCCUUUCUGUUGCUUUUAUCGUGCUCGUUUUUGUGGGUUUUGGACUAUGAACUCAAAUUGAGGGUAAUGAUUUUUAUAUCCUUCUGCGGGCUUAGGAAGAAGGACGUUGAGAGCGUUGGCAGGGCUGUUUUGCCAAAGUUUUAUCUUGAGAACCUUAAUCUCCAAGCUUAUGAAGUUUGGUCUAAAACAAGUUCAAGGGUUGUGUUUACAAGUAUACCUAGAGCUAUGGUGGAAGGAUUUCUCAAAGAAUACAUGGCCGUCGAUGAUGUUGUAGGCACUGAAUUGCACACUGUUGGGAACCGAUUCACAGGCUUGUUAUCCAGCUCCGGUUUGCUGGUAAAGCACAAAGCUUUAAAGGCAUACUUUGGUGAUAAAAAGCCAGAUGUUGGCCUCGGAAGUUCAAGCCUCCAUGACCAUCACUUUAUCUCCCUUUGCAAGGAAGCCUAUGUGGUGCACAAGGAAGAUGGUAGAAACAAUCAAAGUUGUUUGAUGCCAAGGGACAAGUACCCGAAGCCACUUAUAUUUCAUGAUGGGAGACUAGCUUUCUUGCCAACACCAUUUGCAACACUUUGCAUGUUCUUGUGGCUUCCAUUUGGGAUAGUUCUCGCUAUAUUUAGGAUUCUGGUUGGUAUCUGCCUGCCUUACAGGUUAGCUAUUUUCUGGGGUUCUCUGAGUGGAGUACAGCUAACUUUCCAAGGCUGCUUUCCUUCAUCCAAUUCAGAACAGAAAAAAGGUGUUCUAUAUGUCUGUACCCAUCGAACUCUUUUAGACCCAGUUUUCCUUAGCACAGCAUUGUGCAAGCCUUUGACAGCCGUGACCUACAGCUUGAGCAAAAUGUCUGAAAUAAUAGCUCCCAUCAAGACAGUUAGGUUAACCAGGGACCGGAAGCAAGAUGGAGAAACCAUGAAAAAGUUGCUGAGUGAAGGUGAUUUAGUGGUGUGUCCUGAAGGAACUACAUGCAGAGAGCCUUAUUUGUUAAGGUUUAGCUCAUUGUUUGCUGAACUAGCUGAUGAGAUAGUUCCAGUAGCCAUGAACGCUCAUGUAAGUAUGUUUUAUGGAACAACUGCAAGUGGGUUGAAAUGGUUGGAUCCCAUUUUCUUCCUGAUGAACCCUAGACCUAGCUACCAUGUUCAAAUCCUUGGAAAGGUGCCCCCAGAGUUUACAUGUGCCGGGGGCAGAUCUAGCUUUGAAGUGGCAAAUUAUAUUCAGAGAAAGCUGGCCGAUGCACUGGGAUUUGAGUGUACUACCUUUACUAGGAGAGACAAGUACUUGAUGUUAGCAGGUAAUGAAGGGAUUGUCCGUGAAAAUAAGAGAAAUUGACAAGCUCCUGCACAACAAAAUUUAUUUGCACACUUAAACCCUAUUGUAUUAACAUAUAUAUGUCAGAUCUUUCAAAUA
Molecule: messenger RNA, 1802 nt
Organism: Gossypium raimondii (Peruvian cotton)
Lineage: Eukaryota; Viridiplantae; Streptophyta; Magnoliopsida; Malvales; Malvaceae
Product: glycerol-3-phosphate acyltransferase 1
Exons: 2
Coding region: 99-1724 (541 amino acids)
Biological process (GO): cutin biosynthetic process
Cellular component (GO): membrane
Molecular function (GO): phosphatase activity; glycerol-3-phosphate 2-O-acyltransferase activity
Source: RefSeq, a predicted model, not a curated record